Molecule: messenger RNA, 888 nt
Organism: Lutra lutra (Eurasian river otter)
Lineage: Eukaryota; Metazoa; Chordata; Mammalia; Carnivora; Mustelidae
Gene: R3HDML
Product: R3H domain containing like
Exons: 5
Coding region: 1-759 (252 amino acids)
Source: RefSeq, a predicted model, not a curated record
AUGCCCUUGCUGCCCAGCACUGUGGGCCUGGCAGGCCUACUCUUCUGGGCAGGCCAGACAGUGAAUGCCUUGAUGCCCAAUGCCACCGUGGCACUGGCCUGGACCGAGGGGACAGCAGUGCGGCCCCUGAGUGGCCUUGGGGUGCCCCGGUACCGGCGGAAGCGGCACAUCUCUGCCGGGGACAUGAGUGCCCUACUGGAUUUUCACAACCACAUCCGGGCCAGUGUGCACCCACCCGCGGCCAACAUGGAGUAUAUGGUCUGGGACGAGCGGCUGGCCAGGUCCGCUGAGGCCUGGGCCACCCAGUGUAUCUGGGCCCACGGACCCUCCCAGCUGACAAGAUACGUGGGCCAGAACCUCUCCAUCCACUCUGGCCGGUACCGCUCAGUGGUGGACCUCGUGAAGUCUUGGUCUGAGGAGAAGCGCCAUUACUCGUUUCCGGCCCCCAGGGACUGUCGGCCGCGCUGCCCCUGGCGCUGCAGUGGUCCAGUCUGCUCCCACUAUACCCAGAUGGUGUGGGCAUCUUCCAAUCGGCUGGGCUGUGCCAUCCACACCUGUGGCAGCAUCAACGUCUGGGGCAGCACCUGGCGUCACGCAGUGUACCUGGUCUGCAACUAUGCCAUUAAAGGCAACUGGAUUGGCGAGGCACCAUACAAGAUGGGAAGGCCAUGUUCUGCCUGCCCCCCAAGUUACCAAGGCACCUGUAGUAGCAACAUGUGCUUCUCCAGACUCAAAUCCAAUCAGCUCCUGUGGGUCUAACUUUUCCCCAGGCUCUGGGGGGGGGGGGGGGAGGCGCUGGCCCUCCCCUAAAGGCUCCCUCCCCAAAGUCCAGAUGAAAGCAUAAUUGCUUUUGUAAAGGACAUUACUGAGCUCUCUCCACUGAUCUGA